AUGUGUGGCUUUGCCAGGCCGCUGGCUGUGCCACCACGGGUGGGCAAGGAGGCAACACGACCGAAUGGUGACGCCUUCAAGCUGACAGGAAAGUACAUCGGACAAAGGCUCCAACUCAUUCCCGUCACGCAUGAUGAGUCGACUUUCUACAAGAAUGACCGUCGCAAGGUUGGAUGGAUCAACACCCUGGUUAAGCCGACACCAGAAGCAAAGGGCGAAGGGGACUCAAUAAUGGUUUCUGACUUUCUAGUUGCGCACUGGGGUCGUCUUCGAUUGGAUGACUGGGAGGCUCGUCUCUUCUUCCGAGCAGGUAAAAAUCGUGACGGCUACUUCACGAAUGACGAGCUGCUUGCCCAUGUCGAUAACGCAAUCGACAUCUUUGAAUCGAAAACGCACAAGUUCGCCACUGGCCUAUUCCUCUUCGACAACGCGCCAAGUCAUCAAAAACGCGCCGCUGACGCCCUUUCUGCCCGCAAGAUGCCCAAGGGACCCCACGCAACAUGGACCAACACAGCCAAUGGUCCGAAGAUGUGCCCCGGACGGAUGGCGGAUGGAUCUGUGCAGCAGCUCUAUUGGCCCGCAGGCCACCCGACGAUGCCGGGCUGGUUCAAGGGCAUGGAGCAAAUUCUCCGGGAGCGUGGCCUCUAUCGCAAUGGGAUGAAUGCGCAGUGCCCAGGCUUCAAAUAUGCAAAUCGUGCAGCACGCUUCAUCUCCGCUUACUCGGGUGGCCUCAACGGUGAAGAGCUUGCCUAUGUGCAGCGCCGCUACAAGGGCCAUCGUAUGCUUCCUCAGUUUAUGAUUGACCAAGUAAAGGCAUCUAUUGCUCAUAUCAAGUAA
This is a messenger RNA of Mycena indigotica, 837 nucleotides long. RefSeq lists its product as uncharacterized. The record is from RefSeq and is a predicted model, not a curated record. The transcript has 4 exons. Bases 1 to 837 code for a protein of 278 amino acids. NCBI's taxonomy places the organism in Eukaryota, Fungi, Basidiomycota, Agaricomycetes, Agaricales, Mycenaceae.